Molecule: messenger RNA, 558 nt
Organism: Cryptococcus amylolentus CBS 6039
Lineage: Eukaryota; Fungi; Basidiomycota; Tremellomycetes; Tremellales; Cryptococcaceae
Product: mitochondrial import inner membrane translocase subunit TIM22
Exons: 3
Coding region: 1-558 (185 amino acids)
Biological process (GO): protein insertion into mitochondrial inner membrane
Cellular component (GO): TIM22 mitochondrial import inner membrane insertion complex
Molecular function (GO): transmembrane protein transporter activity
Source: RefSeq, a predicted model, not a curated record
AUGCCGAUCCCUAUGCCUGCUUCGAUGCCCCUCCUGCCCCCCAUAUACCUCCCGGGGCAGGAGCCCUUCCCGGCCGGCACCACCGACUGGGAGAAGGAGGAGAUGCAGACGGCUCUGAAAUACCAAAGAUGGAUGGGUAUGGCUGCUGAGAGUUGUCCGUUCAAGGUCGGUAGCGCUGGUACUGGUGGUCUCGUACUGGGUGGUUUCUUUUCCCUCAUGUCGGCCACAUUUGCCUACGAAGACCCUCUUUCCCGGGCGUCUGAAAAGCACGCAUCGACAAGAGCUCAGACGUGGUUUGUCAUGAAGGACAUGGGAAGGAGUAUGUGGUCGAGCGGUAAAGGUUUCGCCAAGGUCGGUAUGGUGUAUUCAGGUGUAGAAUGCUGUAUUGAGGGUUAUCGAGCCAAGAAUGACAUUUACAAUGGUGUCUCUGCUGGUUUUUUGACGGGUGCGAUUCUCGCUCGUAAUGCUGGCCCGGGUGCCAUGUUGGGUGGUGGUGCUGCCUUUGCCGUAUUCUCCGGCGCCAUCGACUUGUGGUUACGAAGCGCCCCGGCCGAGUAA